AGAAAAAUAAAAACCAGCGACAAGCGCACGUCCACCGCGAAUUUUCGAUUUGGUUGAUUUUUUGUUUUCCACCGGAAGAAGUGGGAUUACGCAAGAAAAAAAAGUAUCGGGAUUGAGGAAGGCAGACAGCACAACUGCGCUGUGCUCACCCACACUGUUCUCCACUCACUGUGCGUUCAAGCGGCGUCGAUGGCGGCAAACGAAGAAGCCCUCCGCAGAUCACUCGCCGAGAAGCAAUCGGCCAUCGAAGCCCAAGGCGGCGCCGUGAGGGCGCUGAAGGCGGCCGGUGCGGCGAAGGAGCUUAUUGAUCCCCCAGUCGAAGCCCUCAACGCCCUCAAGCUGGAGAAGGCCUCCAUCGAGCGUCAGCUUCACGCACUUCUCUCCUCCGCGAACCCUAGCAACAACGGCGGCGGCGAUGGCGCUCUCAGCAAGGAAGAUUUCCGGCAGGCGGUGGUUAACACUCUCGAGCGCCGUCUCUUCUACAUCCCGUCUUUCAAGAUUUAUCGUGGCGUUGCGGGUCUCUACGACUACGGACCCCCUGGCUGCGCCGUCAAAUCCAAUGUGCUGGCCUUCUGGCGUCAGCAUUUUGUUCUUGAGGAGAACAUGUUGGAGGUUGAUUGUCCAUGUGUAACCCCAGAAGCUGUACUGAAAGCUUCAGGUCAUGUUGAUAAGUUCACAGACCUAAUGGUCAAAGAUGAAAAGACCGGUACAUGUUACCGUGCUGAUCACUUGCUCAAGGAUUUUUGCAAAGAGAAGCUUGAGAAGGACCUUAGUAUCACUUCCGAGAAAGCUGCUGAAUUGAAACAUGUUCUUGCUGUGCUGGAUGAUCUUUCUGCUGAAGAACUGGGUGCAAAGAUCAAGGAGUAUGGCAUAACUGCUCCAGAUACAAAAAACCCUCUUUCUGCACCUUAUCCCUUCAAUCUGAUGUUUCAAACCUCAAUAGGCCCGUCUGGGUUGACCCCUGGCUAUAUGCGCCCUGAAACUGCACAAGGCAUUUUUGUCAACUUCAAGGACUUGUACUACUAUAAUGGGAACAAGCUUCCAUUUGCUGCAGCUCAAAUUGGUCAGGCUUUUAGAAAUGAGAUAUCUCCACGGCAAGGUCUUCUAAGAGUCCGAGAAUUCACAUUGGCUGAGAUUGAGCACUUUGUGGAUCCUGAUGACAAGUCUCACCCAAAAUUUCCUGAAGUUUCAAACUUGGAGUUCUUAAUGUUCCCAAGGGAGGAUCAAGUCUCUGGAAAAUCAGCAAGGAGAAUACUUCUUGGUGAAGCAGUUGCAAUGGGCAUUGUCAACAAUGAAACACUGGGAUAUUUCAUUGGGAGGGUGUAUUUGUUCUUAACGUGUCUCGGUAUUGAUAAGGAUCGCCUGCGUUUCCGGCAGCAUCUCGCAAAUGAGAUGGCCCACUAUGCUGCAGACUGUUGGGAUGCCGAGAUUGAAUGCUCAUUUGGCUGGAUCGAGUGUGUUGGUAUUGCAGAUAGAUCUGCAUAUGAUUUGCGUGCUCACACGGAAAAAAGUGGUGUUCCUCUUGUAGCGCAUGAAAAAUUUGCAGAACCUAUAGAAGUUGAGAAACUUGUUAUAGCUCCUGUGAAGAGGGAGUUGGGCCUUGCAUUCAAGGGUAACCAAAAGAUGGUGGUUGAGGCAUUGGAGGCCAUGGAUGAAAAAGAAGCCAUGGAAAUGAAGGCUGCUUUAGAAUCCAAGGGAGAGGUAGAGUUUCGUGUCUGCACCCUUGGUAAAGAUGUCACUAUAAAGAAGAGCAUGGUGAGCAUCUCCAAGGAAAAAAAGAAGGAGCACCAAAGGGUUUUCACACCGUCUGUGAUUGAACCAUCUUUUGGUAUUGGGCGGAUAAUCUACUGCCUUUAUGAGCAUUCCUUCUACAUGAGACCUAGUAAAGCUGGCGAUGAACAAUUGAAUGUGUUCAGUUUCCCUCCACUUGUUGCACCUAUCAAAUGCACAGUGUUCCCCCUUGUGCAGAACCAACAGUAUAAUGAAGUUGCCAAGCAGAUUGCCAAAUCAUUGACUGCUGCUGGAAUUUCAUAUAAGAUUGACAUGACAGGUACAUCAAUAGGAAAACGAUAUGCAAGAACUGAUGAACUUGGUGUGCCUUUCGCCAUUACGGUGGAUUCAACGUCUGAGGUAACAAUCCGCGAGAGGGACAGCAAGAAGCAGAUUCGUGUUAGUGUGGAGGAGGUAGCUUCUGUGGUGAAGGAGGUGACUGAUGGUCAGAGCACAUGGGCUGAUGUGCUAUGGAGGUAUCCCACCCAUCACUCAUCUGUGUCUGCUGAUGAAUGAAUCUGUGUCCUGGUUCCACUGAUCCUACUGGAAUUUCGUGGCACAACACUAACAAAAUUGUGAACGUAAAUUUGUGUUUUUUCUUGGGCUAAAAUGUGAAGACGCUGCACUUUUUACAUUUCUCAAUAGGUUACAAGUGCAACUGCCAUUCUAAAAUUAUGACAGUGUGUUGAAAGUGUGAGCUAAAUUGUCGUUUGACUCUACAUCAUACCUUUCUAUCAGGGAAUUAUAAUUUCACAAUCCAUGUAUACGCGGGAAUGACGUUGAAAAUGGGAUUUUGGAAUA
Malania oleifera is the source of this 2571-nucleotide messenger RNA. RefSeq names its product glycine--tRNA ligase, mitochondrial 1-like. Lineage: Eukaryota; Viridiplantae; Streptophyta; Magnoliopsida; Santalales; Ximeniaceae. Gene Ontology annotation, biological process: mitochondrial glycyl-tRNA aminoacylation. The transcript has 9 exons. The record is from RefSeq and is a predicted model, not a curated record. Bases 190 to 2286 code for a protein of 698 amino acids. Gene Ontology annotation, molecular function: ATP binding; glycine-tRNA ligase activity. Gene Ontology annotation, cellular component: mitochondrion; cytoplasm.